Molecule: messenger RNA, 586 nt
Organism: Gilbertella persicaria
Lineage: Eukaryota; Fungi; Mucoromycota; Mucoromycetes; Mucorales; Choanephoraceae
Product: transcription initiation factor TFIID subunit A-domain-containing protein
Exons: 3
Coding region: 69-557 (162 amino acids)
Biological process (GO): DNA-templated transcription initiation; RNA polymerase II preinitiation complex assembly
Cellular component (GO): SLIK (SAGA-like) complex; SAGA complex; transcription factor TFIID complex
Molecular function (GO): DNA binding; TBP-class protein binding; protein heterodimerization activity
Source: RefSeq, a predicted model, not a curated record
UAAACACAACAACGGCUGCUGCUGUGGCUGCUGCUGCUGCUGCUGCUGCUGUCAAGAACAACAACAAUAUGUUUACAUUCCCUACACAACCUCAACCUCAACAACAACCACAACAACAACAACCAAGUACACCUACGAGUUCUACUCCUGCUGCACUCAAGACAGCUACCACUGCUCCCUCUAUGGACUAUGAUGGUGUGAAUCGUGUAUUAACUAAGCGAAAGAUUCAAGAACUUGUAUCUCAAAUAGAUCCAUCUGAACGAUUAGAACCUGAAGUAGAAGAUAUUUUAUUGGAAAUUGCAGAUGAAUUUAUAGAGUCAGUCACUACAUUUGCUUGUCAUUUAGCCAAGCAUCGUAAAUCAGAUACAUUGGAAGUGAAGGAUGUUCAGUUGCAUUUAGAACGCAAUUGGAAUAUUCGCAUACCGGGAUUUGCUGCUGAUGAUAUUCGACCCUUAAGAAAGCCUACGACUCCUUCUUCACAUCAAUCUAAAGUUCAAGCUGUGAGUGCUGCUAAAUCUCAAAUUGCCAAUAGUUCAUCUAAAAAGGACAACCAAUAAAUAUCUUUAUUUUUUCUUUUAAAAAAAAA